CACCUCACUGUGAGCGUAUAAAAGGAGAAGCUGAUGAUGCUGCACAGUCAGACAGACUCAGGAGUGAAGAACGCUUCACGUCAAAGAGGAGAAAAUCACUGCAGGAGAAACGACUGAUCUUCACAACCUGAAGUAAGGAUGAACUCUGGGAUCCGGUGCAUCGUUCUUCUGGCCUGCAUCACCAUCUGCUCCUCAGCCAGUAUUAUGAGGUGUAAGUGUAUAAAAACGAUUUCUGCAGUAAGGACCCGUUUCAUCGCUGAUGCGACAGUGUAUAAACCUGGUCCAUCCUGCAGCCUACAGGAAGUGAUUGUCAUCCUGAAAAAUAAAACCCAGCUCUGUCUUGACCCAGCGGGACGUCAGGCUCAAGACAUCAUCAGAAUCCUGAAAGCAAAAGAAAUGCAGACAAAGGCUGAGCAGACGAGCAGCGUCAACACAAAAGCAACUUCUGCAGCAACCACAACUACUGCAGCAACCACAACUACUGCAGCAAUCAUAACAUCAGCAGCAACAUCAACACCAGUAGCAGCAGCAGCAACAUCAAACGCAGCAACACCAGUAGCAGAAACAACAACAUCAGCAGCAGCAACAUCUCUGUAAUUUGUUUUAAAUGCACCACAUUCAGAUUAUCAACUCAGCAAAGACCUGAAACAGUGAAAAGACAAGUUUUAGUUGUCAUAAAGUUUUAGCACAACUUGA
This is a messenger RNA of Xiphophorus hellerii (green swordtail), 696 nucleotides long. Its product is annotated as interleukin-8-like. The transcript is spliced from 4 exons. Gene Ontology annotation, cellular component: extracellular region. Gene Ontology annotation, biological process: immune response. The coding region runs from base 139 to 597 and encodes 152 amino acids. Lineage: Eukaryota; Metazoa; Chordata; Actinopteri; Cyprinodontiformes; Poeciliidae. Gene Ontology annotation, molecular function: chemokine activity. The record is from RefSeq and is a predicted model, not a curated record.